Seriola dumerili (greater amberjack) is the source of this 3182-nucleotide messenger RNA. RefSeq names its product Bardet-Biedl syndrome 9 (gene bbs9). The record is from RefSeq and is a predicted model, not a curated record. Gene Ontology annotation, biological process: cilium assembly. Lineage: Eukaryota; Metazoa; Chordata; Actinopteri; Carangiformes; Carangidae. The transcript is spliced from 24 exons. Gene Ontology annotation, cellular component: membrane; BBSome. The coding region runs from base 90 to 3182 and encodes 1030 amino acids.
CGAGAAGGGGGAAAAUGUGAUUGUUGUGUGAACGAGGAGGAACAAACCGUCGGUUUUUACGGUCUGGCUCGUGGACGUGAAGAGGCAGCAUGUCUCUGUUCAAAGCCCGUGAUUGGUGGUCGGCAGUUCUUGGCGAGGGAGAGGAAUUUGACCAGGGAUGCCUGUGUGUCGGAGAUGUGGACAACAGCGGCACCGGACAUGACAAAGUGGUGGUGGGCAGCUACAUGGGAAUGCUGCGGAUCUUCUCCCCACAUGCCAAUAAGUCCAGUGAGGGAGGUAUAGCUGAUGCCCAGCUUCUUGAGGUCCAGCUUCAAAAUGCCAUCAUCCAGAUGGAAGUGGGCAAGUUUGUCUCGUGUUCGGAGCUUCUUCACCUGGCUGUUCUUCACCCCAGGAAACUGUCCGUCUACUCUGUGUCAGGCACUGCAGGCAACGUGGAGCACGGUGACCAGUACCAGUUGAAGCUGGUUUAUGAACACAACCUGAAAAGAACAGCCUGCAACAUGACUUACGGCACCUUUGGAGGAGUCACGGGUCACCACUCCCUGUGUAUCCAGUCUAUGGACGGGAUGCUGAUGUUCUUCGAGCAGGACAGUUACUCCUUCGGCAGGUUCCUCCCUGGGUUCCUGCUGCCAGGUCCACUGGUCUACAACAGCAGAACAGACAGCUUCCUCACCGUGUCCUCCGCGCGCCAGCUGGAGAGCUACAAGUAUGAGACUCUGUCCGUGGCUACAGAAGCAGAGAGUCGACAGGAUCCGGACCUGCCGCUCAAGACUGGAGGCAAGAGGCUGACGCCUGACUGGACGUUUGUCCUGGGAGAACAGGCCCUGGACCUCUCUGUGCCCUCCUUCUCCCACUCCUCCGCCUCCGUCUUCGUCCUGGGUGAGAGGAACCUCUACUGUCUCCGUGACAACGGUCAGAUCCGCUUCAUGAAGAAGCUGGAGUAUAACCCCAGCUGCUUCCUCCCCUACACCUCAGUGACGGAUGGCACCACCAACCUGUUGGUAGGUAACCACACCAACAUGCUGCAGGUCUACCAGGAUGUGACUCUGAAAUGGGCGGCCCAGCUCCCCUUUGUGCCUGUGGCCGUUCGCAUCUCCAACUUCCAGGAGCUGAGGGGAGUGGUGGUCAGUCUGAGUUCGGACGGUCACCUCCUGUGCUCGUACAUGGGCACAGACCCCUCCUUCUUCUCCACGCCCAAGGUGGACGCCAGGGAGGCCGACUAUGAGCAGGUGGACGCUGAGAUGAAGAAGCUGCAGAAAUUCAUCAGAGAGGUCACCAGGACUCAAGAUAUCCUCCCUAAGACUGAUGCUGAGGAGGACCUGAUUGUUACAGCUGCUGUGUCCUCCAGCAUGGACAGCCCAUCGCAAGCUCUGAUCCAGGAUGCCGGUGGUCUGCCCGUCCCUUCAGUGACCAUACAGGUGAAGGUGAAGGCCAGUUGUGUUAUGCAGGCCUCUAAGAUGACAGUCGGCGUCCAGCCUCCUCUGGCCGUCACUCAGGACCAGUUUGCCCUCGAGCCCAUGGGUGUUGGUUCCUCCACCGUUGUGGAAUUUUCGGCUUUCCUCAACGGCCACUACCCCCCCGCUGAUCUGACCGGAGACAUCACUGUGUCCUACAGCUCGCCAACAGAGCUAAAUCCCAAAGGAGUUCCCAGGGUUCUCCAGUGCAGGUUCCGUCUACCUCUGGCGUUGGUGUGUGUUCCCUCCUCUCCGACCAAAACCACCAAGUUCAAGAUAACUGUGGAGACCAACCAGCCGCCAGUCAACCUCAACUCCAUCUUCCCAGAGUUUUCAUCAAAAUCAGAAGAUAAGGACGGGAAUACCUUGGCUUUCCAGUUCCUGUCAGGAGCCAAGGUUACUGUGCUGGCCUCCAAGACCUCCCAGCGUUACCGUAUCCAGAGCGACAGUUUUGAGGACAUGUGGCUGGUGGUGAAAGAGCUGGUUCAGAGGUUCGACCAGCAUUUCUCCAAACUGGGGGUCAAGGACUUCAAGAAAAGUUUCAGCGGACCGCUUCCCCUGCAGGAGUACUUCCUGUCAGUAGACCACCACUUCCAGCUGCGUGUCAGUGCUCAGCAGUACCAGGACCUGCUGUCGGAGCGAGCGGUCCAGUUCAGAGCCAUCCAGCGCCGCCUGCUGACUCGGUUCAAAGACAAAACCCCUGCACCUCUGCAGAACCUGGACACACUGCUGGACGCCACGUACAGCCAGGUGAUGGCGCUGGCGGAGGCGGCGGAGGAGAACCGGGCUCUGCUGGAGGAGGCGUUCGUCCGUCUGCGGAGCGCCACACACCUGCUGGUGCUGCUGCUGUCGCUGUGGCAGGGCCUGACCCCCGACCAGACCGCCAUCCUGGAGGCCACGCUGCUGCCGCUGCUGCACGACACGCCACAGCUGGGCUGGGAGGAGAGCUGCGACGCUGCCGUCUCCCACCUCCUGCGGAGCUGCCUGUCGCGGAGCCCCAAGGACCAGGCCACAUCUCUGGCCCAGGCGGGAGGCCCUGUGCUCACCCUCCCCCGUGACACCGACCGCCUCAAGAAGCACAUCACCCUGAUGUGUGAUCGCAUCGGGAAGGGAGGUCGUCUCACCCUGGCGUCCGAGGCCAACGUCCAGGUCCCCGCCCAGGUCCAGAACCUGGCUGCUCCCGGAGGUGUGGAGCCCAUAGCAGAGGUGGCCGGUGACGGGGAGGAGCUGGAGCUCCCGCAGGAGGCCACCAAGUUCAUCAAGAAGAAACAGCCGUCUAAGAAAGUCAAGAAAGACAAAGAGAAGAAAGAGGUGUCACGGGAGUCGUCAGAGGCCGCCGUGAAGGAGGAGGCAGGAGACGCAGAGGAGCCGGUCAAGGUGGCGAAAAAGGAAAAGAAGGAGUCGUCCAAGGAGAAGAAGGAGUCAAAGAAGGAUUCGAGCAAAGAGGCCAAAGAGCCCAAGGAGGAGACGAAGAAAGAGUCCAAGAAGGAACAUUUCGCUGACUCUCUGCUUCCUCCUUCCUCCUCCUCCUCCUCCUCCUUCCUCCUCGUCUUUGUCGUCUGGCCUAAGCGGCAGUUGAACCCACAGCCCUGCACCUCCCUAAUCCCAGUCAGGCCCCAAACCACCCCCCCGCCCACACUCUCCUCUGGAUGUGAUGUCAGACCCCGCCCUCUCACCCCCCUCGCGUGGCACCGGGCCUCGCCAGAGCCUCCCCCGCCUCGCCGCUAA